AUGGAGCUUUCUUUCUCCUUGCCGUUCCAGCUUCAGGAGAACUUCCUCUUUGAAGAACUCCUGGACAAGACCUGCGACGCGGCGGCCCACGACGUGGCCUCAGAUCCUGGCUACUUCAGCGCCGGGAGCAGCCUGUCCCCGACCUCCUCUGAGGACUCCUUCUCCUUCUCGCCCGGUUCCCUCCAGACCAACCUGGCGGACGCUUUGGACUCUUUCUUCUUCAGCGGUCCUCCUCCCACUCCUGUUCUUCCAAAGUCCCCCCCUGCUAAGAAAUCCAGAUCCAGGUAUCCAGGAAAGAAGCGUCAGACGGCCAGCGAGAGGGAGAAGCUGAGGAUGAGGGAUUUGACCAAGGCUCUUCACCACCUGAGGUCCUACCUGCCGCCCGCGGUGGCCCCAGCGGGUCAGAUCCUGACCAAGAUCGAGACCCUGCGCCUCACUAUCCGCUACAUCUCCUUCCUGUCCGCUCAGCUGGGCCUCAGCGAGGAGGUUCUGGAACAGAGGAGGUCCUCGGGUUGCCCUGAGGCACCCCAGACCCUCAGCCAGUUCUUGGGUCAGCAGGACGGGGGCUUUAGGUCGCAUGACCACAUGUUCUCCGUGGAGCCUCCAUAUCAGGCGGACGUUGGCUUCAACGGCGAGCAGUCGGGGUCACCACUGCCACAGCAUCGAACCUUCUGUGGCCGCUGCUGA
This is a messenger RNA of Doryrhamphus excisus (bluestripe pipefish), 687 nucleotides long. It is a transcript of the gene mespaa, whose product is annotated as mesoderm posterior aa. The record is from RefSeq and is a predicted model, not a curated record. Gene Ontology annotation, molecular function: protein dimerization activity; RNA polymerase II cis-regulatory region sequence-specific DNA binding; DNA-binding transcription factor activity, RNA polymerase II-specific. Lineage: Eukaryota; Metazoa; Chordata; Actinopteri; Syngnathiformes; Syngnathidae. Gene Ontology annotation, cellular component: nucleus. Gene Ontology annotation, biological process: heart morphogenesis; regulation of transcription by RNA polymerase II; somite rostral/caudal axis specification.